This is a messenger RNA of Rubroshorea leprosula, 485 nucleotides long. The record is from the annotation of a GenBank genome assembly. NCBI's taxonomy places the organism in Eukaryota, Viridiplantae, Streptophyta, Magnoliopsida, Malvales, Dipterocarpaceae.
GUCAGCCAGCGAAGCUUGGCUCGGGACAACGAUAUUGUAGUGCACACCCAUACCACUUAUUCCUCAUUCUGGUGUAACGCCAACCAUGCACAACAGCAAUGUACUGAUGUUGGCCAUGGCCAAUAAACACAAGCCGAUAAAUCCAAGCUCAUGGGGAUUAUUCGGGAUAGAUUAUGGGAGUGGCUUAGCAGGCAUGCAUGGACGAAUGCUGCCCGUCUGGCGAAGCAAGGCAUCCGCACCAACAAAGCUUGGCAUUGGCGAUGCUACCUGACUUCGUCAGAAAGAGGCUGGGUGGCAAAAGCAUGGAAAUGAACUUGAUUCCCGGAACAGUGCAAUUAAAUGCUAACCGAAGACUGUAAAUCCCGCCAGAAGCUAACCAGAGGUGCUGUCUUGGUCACCAUCAACGACUUGCAGCCAUAUUUAAUGCAAGAGUGGCUACACAAGUUCCAUGGCCUUGGAAACUACUAUAAAAGAUUGUUAUCUGC